Messenger RNA from Tetrapisispora phaffii CBS 4417, 2295 nucleotides. It is a transcript of the gene SDA1, whose product is annotated as Sda1p. The record is from RefSeq and is a predicted model, not a curated record. Gene Ontology annotation, cellular component: nucleolus. Gene Ontology annotation, biological process: ribosomal large subunit export from nucleus; ribosomal large subunit biogenesis. Bases 1 to 2295 code for a protein of 764 amino acids. The transcript has a single exon. Lineage: Eukaryota; Fungi; Ascomycota; Saccharomycetes; Saccharomycetales; Saccharomycetaceae.
AUGGCGAAGAGAGGUAGAGCUGCUAUUUUGCCAACAAAUAUUAUUUUGUUACAAAAUCUGGUUAAACGUGAUCCUCAAUCAUACUAUGAAGAGUUUUUACAACAGUACAACCAUUAUGAAUCAUUAAGGGAUAUUUUUAUGUUGAAUGGUAUGGGAAGUGAGUUAGUUGGUAACACUGGAGAUGAGUCCGCUGGCGCAUCCACAUCAGGAACGUCAACAACAACAUCAACUUCUCAGCUUCUAGAACUUAUUGGUUUUGUUUCCCAAGUUUGUUCAUGCUUUCCAAAAGAAACCGCUAAUUUUCCAAAUGAACUGCAACAAUUAGUUUUAGAGCAUCACUCAUCACUACCGUUUGAACUAAAGGAAAAAAUUAUUACAUCCUUAAUGAUGUUGAGAAAUAAAGGUGUUAUUACCCCAGAACAACUAAUUCAAACCUUAUUUCCAUUAUUGAUUGCUUACUCAUCUACUGGUGCAUCAUUGAAUGCAAAUUCUCAUGCUCGUGAGUUAAGAAAAUUAUUAUAUAAUGCUGCUGUGGCUUUAUUGAAAAGUUGCAAUACAGGCUCAAAGAAUCAAAAAUUAAAUAAAUCUACACAAGCUGUUUGCUUUAACUUACUUGAGCAACCAGAUUCUCAAGGUAUCUGGGCAGCUAGAUUAACUAGAGAACUAUGGAAACGUGGUAUCUGGGAUGAUUCUCGUGCUGUUGAAAUUAUGACACAAUCAGCUUUGCAUGCUGACGUCAAAGUUGCCUUAUCUGGUGUAUUAUUCUUUUUAGAUGCUGACAAAGAAAGAGAAGAGAAUUUUGAAGAGAAAUCCGAUGAUGAUGAUGAUAUUGAUUUAGAAUCAUUAAAACAUAAAAUGAAAAUAAAUAAAAAAUCGAGUAAGAGAGGUAAAAAACUAGAAAAUGCUAUAAAGACUGUUAAGAAAAAUAACAACAAUAAGAAUAAUGGUAAUAAACAACUUUACCUAAAUUUCAGUGCUAUUCACUUAUUAAGAGACCCACAAGGUUUUGCUGAAAAGCUUUUCGCUAGGCACUUAUCAGGAAAAAGUGCAAACAAAUUUACUUUAGAACAGAAAAUCUCUUUAAUGCAAUUGAUUUCAAGAUUAAUUGGUACCCAUAAAUUGAUGGUUCUCGGUAUUUACACUUAUUUUUUAAAAUACUUAACCCCAAAACAGAGAGAUGUUACUAAGAUUAUGGCAGCAAGUGCACAAGCUUGUCACGAUUUAGUCCCACCCGAAACAAUCAAUAUUAUGGUACGCAAAAUUGCAAAUGAGUUCGUUUCUGAUGGUGUUGCUUCAGAAGUAGCUGCGGCUGGUAUAAAUAUCAUCAGAGAAAUUUGUUCAAGAGCUCCAUUAGCUAUUGAUGAAACCCUUUUGCAAGAUUUAGUUGAAUAUCGUGGAUCAAAAGCCAAGGGUGUUAAUAUUGCAGCAAAAUCGUUGGUUUCCCUAUAUAGAGAACUUGCACCAGACAUGUUAAAGAAGAAGGAUCGUGGUAAGACCGUUUCUUUGAAAUUACAAGAAGCAAAGAGAGAAGGUGUUGAUUAUAAAGGCAAAUUGCAAUUUGGUGUUGAAACUGACAAUGUCGACAAGAUUGAAGGUAUUGAAUUAUUAGCCAAGUGGAAGAGAGACCAAAAUGCUAACAACGAAAUGGAGGAAAAUGAUAAUGCAAACUGGGAAGUUGACGACAUCGAAGACAAUGAAAGCGAUGUUGAUGGUGAGUGGGUUACUAUAGACAGUGAUAAAGAGUAUGAUGUCGACAUGGAUGAUUCAGAUGAUGAGAAUGAAAAAGCUAAGAAGAACGAUUCUGAUUUGGAACUAAGCGAUGACGAAGAAGGUGAGGAAGAAGAAAACUCAGAAAAAACUAAAGAAGUGCCAAUGACUGCUGAAGAUGCUUUCCGUGAAUUAGCUUCCACUAGAAUUUUGACACCUGCUGAUUUCUUAAAAUUACAAGAAUUAAGAAAUGAAGAUAACGUUACCAAGAUCAUGAAUAUGGGUAAGAAAAACAACGAAGAACUUGUUGAUUCUGAUAGAUUAACUGGUCCUAUUAAAUAUAAACAAACCAGAGAAGAAAGAUUACAAAAGGUCAUGGAAGGUAGAGAAGGUAGAGAGAAGUUCGGUAGUAGACGUGGUAAGAGAGAUACGGUUAGAAGUACAACAAAUAAAGAAAAAGCUAGAAGGAAGAAUUUUGUUAUGAUGAUUCAUAAGAGAUCUGUCACUGGUAAGCAAAAAAUGUCAUUAAAGGACAAACAAAAAGUGUUACGUGCUCAUAUCACGAAACAAAAGAAGAAAGGUUUCUAA